AUGGCUUGUAACGGAGAUAAGUUUUUCUUCUUCAAAAUAAUAUUCGUCCUGUACUCAGUAGCAAACUCCUACGGAUACGUUUGCCAAGGUGGAUGGUAUGGUCUUGAAUGCAAAUUAAGGUGCUUUGGACACUGCAGAAACAAUGCUUUUUGCAACCACGUGACUGGUCAAUGUGACAAUGGAUGUGCUGAGGGAUGGAAAGGAAUAUAUUCAGAGUGUAAAGAUGGAUAUUAUGGCUUGGAUUGUAAAUUCAAAUGCAGUAGUCACUGUCAGAAUAACGGUCCCUGUAACAAAAAAACUGGACACUGUGACGAAGGUUGUGAAGCAGGAUACACUAAUCUAUUAUGUAACAGCGUGUGUCCUUCCGGGUAUUUCGGGAACCGAUGUAUGGAACGCUGUAGUGCAUAUUGUUUGAAUGACAUGGUAUGUAACCACGUAGACGGAGUCUGCGCAGACGGAUGUGACGAUGGGUACAUAGGAGACAGAUGUGACAAAUUGUGUAAAGGAGGAUAUUAUGGUAGAAAUUGUUCUCAGAAAUGCUCUCCAAAAUGCAUCGACACAUGUCAACACACUGACGGCUCUUGUACUUGUUCCUUUGGUUGGAUGGGCAUUAACUGUAACCAAGAUUCUACAGAUUCUGUUCUUCCGAUUCCUUUGAUCUGGUUUCUAGGACUCCUCCUGUCAGUGGUUCUGAAUCUGUGUUUUGUACUCAUAGCAGGUUUUAAACACUUCAGGUAA
Molecule: messenger RNA, 738 nt
Organism: Saccostrea echinata
Lineage: Eukaryota; Metazoa; Mollusca; Bivalvia; Ostreida; Ostreidae
Product: multiple epidermal growth factor-like domains protein 11
Exons: 6
Coding region: 1-738 (245 amino acids)
Molecular function (GO): scavenger receptor activity
Source: RefSeq, a predicted model, not a curated record